Molecule: messenger RNA, 1123 nt
Organism: Drosophila innubila
Lineage: Eukaryota; Metazoa; Arthropoda; Insecta; Diptera; Drosophilidae
Gene: P5cr
Product: pyrroline-5-carboxylate reductase 1, mitochondrial
Exons: 2
Coding region: 71-913 (280 amino acids)
Biological process (GO): L-proline biosynthetic process
Molecular function (GO): pyrroline-5-carboxylate reductase activity
Source: RefSeq, a predicted model, not a curated record
UGGAAAUCAGCUGUGUCGUCUCGGAUUUAUCUAUUUUGCAUUUAUUUUGAUUGACUGCAAACUCGGCGACAUGGCAAAAUUGGAUGAGCGUAUUGGCUUUAUUGGAGGCGGGAAUAUGGCCUUCUCCAUUGGCUCUGGCCUCAUUCGUGGCGGCAUUGUGAAGCCCAGUCAGGUAAUGGUCUCCGGACCGCACAUUGAGAAUCUCUCCCGCUGGCGUGAAUUGGGAGCAACAACAACCGACGAUAACUGCGAAGUUCUCGAGCACACGGACAUUAUUUUCAUCUGUGUCAAGCCACAUAUUCUAGGACCCUGUGCCGCUCAGCUCAAGGAGAAGCACGUGCCGUCGGCCAAGGAUGCUCACAAAUUGUUUGUUUCUGUGCUGGCAGGAACAACACUAGCGACUCUGGAGGAGAAGUUUGCCUUUAUUGAGAGUGCGGGAUUGAAGAUGAUACGCAGCAUGCCCAACACAUCGAUGCAGGUGGGCGAGGGAUGCACUGUGUACACGGGCAAUUCACGUGUGCUGCAUCAGGAUCUGGAAAAGGUGCAUCUCAUGCUGAAUUCGUUGGGAUUGGCACAACAGGUGCCGGAAUCCAUGAUCGAUGCUGUCACUGGCAUUGCGGGAUGUGGCCCGGCAUUUGUUUAUACCAUCAUUGAGGCUCUGGCCGACGGUGGAGUGAAGCAGGGAGUUCCCCGCCAGAUGGCCUUACAAUUCGCAGCCCAGACAUUGCUGGGAGCUGCCAAGACGGUGCUGCUAACGGGCAAGCAUCCGGCUGUGCUGCGAGAUGAAGUCUGCUCGCCAGGUGGAGCCACUAUUGUUGGCGUACACGAGCUCGAAAAGGGAAAUCUCAGAUCUACUCUUAUCAAUGCUGUGGAAAAGUCGUCACAACGAUCAGCUGAGCUGGGAAAGAAAUAAGAUGAUAAGAUGACCGCAAUAAUAAUAAAUAUGCUCUCUAUAAACUACAAGCAGUUCCAUUUAAUAGUGUUGCAUUAAAACUUAUGUAUUUACUUAUUCGAAAUUAAUAUUAUGAAUAUUUACAUGUUAAUAUGUGUUGCAUUAAAUGUUGCAAUGGUGCAUUCAAUUAAUAUACAAUAUACUAUGUAUUUAGUAAAUAUAUACAGUUGG